AUGAGAGAUGUUAUACUUUCAUUUUAUGUUCUAGUGGACACAGAAGGCAAUAAUAAAACAGUGCUAAAAUAUAAAUGCCAUACAAUGAAGAAGCUCAGCAUGACAAGAACUCUUCUGACAGAAAAGAAGGAAGGAGAAGAAAACAUAGGUGGGGUGGAAUGGCUGCAAAUCAAGGAUAAUAAUUUCUCCUAUAGACCCAACAUGAUUUGUAGCUUUCUGCAUGAAAAUGAAGAUGAAGAAGUUGUAUCUCCAGCCCCAGAUAAACCCUUGGAGUUGGAAGAGCAAGAGAUUCAAAUGAAAGACAGCUCAAACCUGAGUUAUGAACAGGAGAAACCACGGCACUUGGAAAUAGAGGAUUCUGGUCCUCUUAAUGAUAUCCCUUUUUCUGAGACAGAAGGUUCUAUUUUUGUGGAAACUCAAGAUGCUGCCUUAGAAAUGACUCCUAGAUGAUAUGUUUCUCAUAAUAAUUAGUUUUGAACUUUAAUUAGAGUUUUUAUGUAAAAUGAUCAGCUGUGUAACUCUUAGUUUUUUAUUAUUUUUAUUUUUACUUUUUAAACAUUUUAUGUCCUUCAAUCAAACUAUUUUAUUGUUUUUGUUGGAUGUACACAUAUUUCCAAUUGUAGCACAACUUAAUAUACCAGAAUCAUUCAGGACCAGACAUGAACUAAAUUUUUUAAAAUAUGGUUUAAAUGACUUUAGGGAGACUUCUCUCAUGAAUCCUUCAAAUUGGAGUGUAUACUAAGCUGGACAGUAUGGGGAACCAAACCUUUGACCUUGGUGUUACAAGGCUGCACCAUGGAGCAUCAAGCUUUUAAGCAAGGGUGGCUUCUGCACUCACCGAGAUGAUUUUGUUCCAAGCUGACUCUUGGAGGCUAAAGACUCCUGAAAUAAGCCUUAUGCUGCCAUGCUGCUGUGCUGUUUCUUGUUCUGUAUCCUGCAAAGUUAAGUGAGCCUGGUGUGCCAGGUUGGCUUCCAUGAGUCUUACUGGGUCCUGUGGGUGUGAAUGUCAUUCCAAACCCAUGACUUCUGUUGCUGUUCAGGCAGAGAAGGCAUUGCCACUGCCUACCUCUGGCCUUCUUUUACAUAAGAGAGAAAUAAACUUCUCUCUUAAAUCACUCUGUAAUAGCCAAACAAUCAGAAUUGACACAUUAUGUAUUUUUAAAAACUUGAAAAUAUAAAAAAAGUGUAAAGGAGUGGAAGAUUCUUGAGAUUUGUAAUCUUGCAAAAGAAGCUGAUCUGCAGUAUAACGUAGUUUAUCUACCUUAAAUUGAAGAGGAAAAUAAAGUCUUAAAUUCUGAAGAGAA
Molecule: messenger RNA, 1304 nt
Organism: Galeopterus variegatus (Sunda flying lemur)
Lineage: Eukaryota; Metazoa; Chordata; Mammalia; Dermoptera; Cynocephalidae
Product: general transcription factor 3C polypeptide 6-like
Exons: 4
Coding region: 1-450 (149 amino acids)
Source: RefSeq, a predicted model, not a curated record